CUACGCACUGCCCGCCGCACCUUGCCGCCCGCCUCGCACCAGUCAGCAGCUGUGGCUCGUGUUGGCUGAACCAUCUAUAGGGCCAUCUUCUUUUUCUUUGCCGUAGGACUCCUAAAACAACACAAACAAAAUGGCGGAUGAUGAUAAAAAGCGUCUCGAGGAGGCGAAGAAGGCCAAACAGGCCGAGAUCGACCGCAAGCGUGCUGAGGUGCGCAAGCGUAUGGAGGAGGCCUCCAAAGCUAAGAAGGCGAAGAAGGGUUUCAUGACACCUGAGAGGAAGAAGAAGCUCAGGUUGCUGCUUCGUAAGAAAGCCGCUGAGGAGCUGAAGAAGGAGCAGGAACGCAAAGCGGCUGAGAGGAGGCGCAUCAUCGAGGAGAGGUGCGGUAAAGCCAAGAACAUUGACGAUGCCAACGAAGAUACGCUUUCGAGGGUUUGCAAAGAAUACCACACCCGCAUCGGUCAGCUCGAGGAUGAAAAGUUCGAUCUGGAAUACAUCGUUAAAAGAAAAGAUAUGGAGAUCUCCGACCUGAACUCUCAAGUCAACGACCUCAGAGGCAAAUUCGUUAAACCCACACUAAAGAAGGUGUCCAAAUACGAGAACAAAUUCGCCAAGCUCCAGAAGAAGGCCGCCGAAUUCAACUUCCGUAACCAGUUGAAGGUUGUCAAAAAGAAGGAAUUCACCCUUGAAGAAGAAGACAAAGAGGGUGGCGCUGCCGGCAAGAAAAAACCAGACUGGUCCAAGGGCAAACCCGGAGAUCAGAAGGAAGGUGAGGCAGCGCCUGCGGGUGAGGGUGCACCCCCGGCGGAAGGUGCGCCCCCGGCGGAGGGAGCGCCCCCGGCAGAGGGUGCGCCCCCAGCUGAGGGAGCGCCGGCUGCACCUGCUGAGGGAGCCCCGCCGGCAGAAGGGGCUCCUGCUGCACCACCUGCAGAAGGUGCCCCCGCUCCUGCUGCACCUGCGGAAGGAGCCCCAGCUGCACCUCCAGCAGAAGGUGCACCAGCAGCACCACCAGCAGAGGGUGCUCCCGCGCCAGCACCACCUGCAGAAGGAGCGCCGGCUCCAGCGCCAGCGGCUGAUGCUGCGCCAGCUCCCGCUCCUGCACCAGCCCCUGAAGCAGCCCCUGCGCCAGCGCCGGCGCCCGCGCCGGAGGCUGCACCUGCAGCACCUCCACCAGUCGAAGCGUCCGCCUAAGCAACAUAAGAAGCUGAUAUUUACAAUUAAGUGAAAAACAAAUUCAGAUGAAAAUAAUGUGUCACUCAUAAUAUUCUCGUCUAAGCACUAGAGCCAUUGGUUCGCUGUAAGCCUUCAUUUGUUAAUACAUUGUCAUACUAAAACAUGUCAUUCUACAGCGUUUGUUAUUUUUAUACUAUUUCGUGAAUAUCGUGUAGACAAUAAUUUUGUAUGAUGUAUAAAACGAAUAAAGUGGACUUGUUUCAUUUAAAA
Messenger RNA from Trichoplusia ni (cabbage looper), 1441 nucleotides. It is a transcript of the gene wupA, whose product is annotated as troponin I. Bases 131 to 1189 code for a protein of 352 amino acids. The transcript is spliced from 15 exons. NCBI's taxonomy places the organism in Eukaryota, Metazoa, Arthropoda, Insecta, Lepidoptera, Noctuidae. Gene Ontology annotation, cellular component: troponin complex. Gene Ontology annotation, biological process: muscle contraction. The record is from RefSeq and is a predicted model, not a curated record.